Messenger RNA from Colletotrichum acutatum, 2798 nucleotides. RefSeq lists its product as uncharacterized. Lineage: Eukaryota; Fungi; Ascomycota; Sordariomycetes; Glomerellales; Glomerellaceae. The coding region runs from base 292 to 2397 and encodes 701 amino acids. The record is from RefSeq and is a predicted model, not a curated record. The transcript is spliced from 7 exons.
AGCUUGUGCAUCCUGCCGUUCCUGACCGGUAAAUGCAGUGACGGAUGGAUGUGCAACCCCUUCGGGCUUCAGACGCGAAAGCGCAGAAAUUCUGCGAAGCUGCCUGACAGCCUGGUUCUUAGUACGUCUGGUAAAUGCAUUAUCUCCACAUUAUCCCAGUUGCGGCCACGACCAUGCCGCCCUCAUUCUGCAACGGCGAAAUACCCGUCAGCAACUCGAUUACCCAAACUCAACUGAAUUCUUGCUAAAUUUUCUUCUGCGAGGAUAAAGUUCAUAGCAACCAUCGAUUCGAUGGAAAGCAAUCCGUCUAAAGAUGUACGAGGAUCAGGCUUCUUGGAUUCGUUGCCUUCUCGGUACAUGGAAGACCAGGGCCGGAAUCUUCAUCCAAUAUACAGGGACCCGAUCUUGCGCAACCCCUCCCUGGCUACUGUUACUGCGUCUUCUAUUGAUGACAGUAAUGAAACUCUCAAGAGCGGCAGCGCGCAGAACCUUCAAGCUCUAAAGGGGCUAGCGUCGAACAAAACACAACACUUCCAGCAAGUGAUGGAUGAGUUUGUCAAACAGCAGACGGACUCGGGAAAGCCUGAUCUAUUCCGCCGAAUGAAGGACCAUUUCGGCAGGCAAGAAGCGGAAGAUCCUGCCCCCCGUGACCAAAGUUUCAACAUUCGAGGCACCCACUCCUGGGAUGAGGUCGUAAAGCAGAUCCAAGAAGCCAAGACUUCGUACGAAAGUAAGGCAGCAGGCAAAUCAGGAAUGGCGACCAAGGCAGGCCGCUUCAUCAGCGACCAUGCGAAGUACGUCGACCCCUGGGUCGCCCUCAUACCAAGCAGCGAUUAUUCUUCUGUCGUUAGUGGGGGCUUGAAGUUCGUUCUCGGAGCAGCCAAUGCCCAAGCGAAUAUCAGGACCAAGAUCAUAGGCGCUAUCGAACGCCUGCCAGAUGACUUGGAGACAACAAGAGAGUGUCUCGCCCGUUUCGACCAGGCAUUGAAUCAAUAUUAUUGGGAAGCAUUACAAAUGAAGGCACUAAACCUAUAUGUUGGCAUUCUCACUGCCAUCGAGGCUAUGCUGGCUUGGCUCGAUCAACAUGCGUUCAAAAAGAUGUUGAAGUCUCUUAUGUUACAAGACAACUAUGGACUAAAGGUUGCAGAGUAUGUUGAAAAUAUUAAGAAGUACUCUGUUGACCUUCGCCAAUUCGCAAGCGAAUGUGCCGAAUUUGCUGUGGUGCAGACUUUCAAGACAGCAAAAGAAAUCAAGCCCUUUGUGGAAGAAGCUUUUGUGAAUAGCGUUCGGAAUUUUGAGCAAGGGAGGAGGACUGAAGGGACUGUUCAAAGCAUGACGGCAGCUGUCGUGGCCCAUGGAAGCACCUUGGCUCUCCUGAGCGAUGAGAACAACGCACUUCGCUCCAUCGCGCUUGAAUCAGACUGGAAGCUGGCGAAUUUGGAGAGAGAGUUUGCGAAUUUCAGGGCAGUCCAAGGCGCAAUCUUGGAAGGACAACAACAAAUGAUGUUGCUCAGUCAGCAACAAGCUCAGCAAAUGUCAUCAUCACAGCAAGCAUUUCUCAGAUGGCCCCAACAAGCACCGCAGCAGACACAACUUACUCGGCAACAUCUUCAAGCCAGGCUUGAUGUCUCAAUUCAGCGCAUAGAAUGGUCACUAGAAAGCGUCAGGUCAAUUGGCAGAGUAGAAGGAAUCAGCGGCAGCGAUCUCGUGAAGAAAUUGACGCAAAUUCGGAAAUUUCGCGCGUGGAUGCAGUCAAACCAGUCACAGGUCUUGCUACUCCGGAUUUAUGAGCCUGGGAAACUGAUCACACCUCUUUCGAGUGUUUGCUCUUCAUUGCUUGCUAGCCUCAAAGACUUGGAGCCGACAGUCACUCUUCACUACUUUUGUGGUAUCCUCCGCAAGGAUAGCGAGCAGGGUCGCUUCCAUCUUUUGCGUAGUCUGAUCGUUCAGUUGCUUGAGAAAUUUCCAGCUGAGCAAGCAUUUGCCAUGGAUGUCGAUUAUGCUCGACAGUCUGAGUGGGGGUUUAACGUCUUGCGGCAGCUAUUCGAAACCGCUUUGCUGUCUAUGCCAGGCGCGGUGAUCUUCUGCGUGAUUGAUGGGUGUUCACGUUGCACGGACGAGGAUGAGCUGCAGGACACCAUGCAUUAUUUACUCUGGGUCUGCCAAGAACAAUCUCCCGUUGUGAAGCUGAAGCUUCUUCUGACGUCUCCUGUCCCUCAGCACAUAUCGCAGCGGAUACCAGGAGAGAUGGUGGUCUUUCUUCCUACCGUCACUAGGCAGGAAAGAUCCGGUUUGACCUAUGGCUUGCAGCCGACUACACCUGUGCGAAGGCAAUUCGAUAGAGCACAGUCAGGAAGUCCCCCAGCUGUAUUCUUUUGCAACGAGGACGAUCGCUAAAGCAUAGUAAAGUACCGGACGGUUUUUUGAGUCGAGGCUGAGAGUUCCUAGCAAGUGAACAUUACUACAAUACAUCUAGCCCUUCCUAGGCGCUAUUUUACAUAAAAUUCACCGAAACUGUUUCAAGCGUAAUCAAGUAGCUCGACUAACAUUUGAGUCAUCAGUUUGAUCUCCCCUCAGAAGCCCUGAGCAAGCGUAUUCAAUGUUCACAGCAGCUGGCACUGGACUCUUGCACAUUUUUCCCUAGUGGCAAACCCUCUUCUUAUGUCACGAGUUAUGGCACACAGCAAUGGGCAUACGGAGUGUGGUAAAGUGGCUUAACCUAUCAAAGUGGAAAUGGACAAAAGAGAAAGGUAUAUGUACAGGAUGUAAGUGAAAUACACGUGAUACAGCACGUGACA